AUGGAGCCAAAGAAAUUUGCCUCCGUGUUGGAGGACGACGUUUUGUCCCUCUCGGGCCGCGAUGGCGUCUCCCUCCCGCUCUUUCGGCCACAGUCCCCCACUCCGUCUGGUCGCUUCACCCUCCGUCGAAGCAUUCAGUCCAACCGCUCGUCCUUCUCUGCAGCCUCCUCCCACUGCUCUGCUUCUCUAGACCCCGCCGCCCUCAUGUCUUGUGUAACCCGCGAGACGUCCAAGGACGACUGCGGAACCGAUCGCUUCGUCGUCUGGGCCGCCGUCAAGCGGAACACCUCUGACCGCAUGACCGACCGCGAGCGGCUCGAGUGUCCGCUCCUCCGCUGCACCCUCCGCUUCCCGGAUCAUGAGUCCAUGCUUCGCCAUCUGGUCAGCUGUGAGCACCUCUCGUCCUGCGAGUACUGGUGCUACGAUCACAUGCGCAUCGAGCGCUUUGACGACAGCCGCUGCAGAAAGUGCCUCGGCCAUGCUUCCAAGCGGCGUAAGAUGUUGUCCAUGGCCAAACACUUCUUCACCGCCAUCGGCCACACCAAGGGAAAAAGCAUAGCUGGCGAUCCUUUUCCCUCGUCGCCAUCUUUUCUGUCGACAUCCGUAUCGGACUUUGGCUGCGACUGCAUAAGUAGAAAUGGCAGCAGCCACCACAGCCACAGUCACCGUGAUGACGACCGCAGCAGGCGCAACAGCAGCUGCCACCGCGCCGGUGGUCCGUCUGCUACUUCUGCAACCUCGACCUCUUCAUCGUCAUCGUCCGCCUCCUAUCCGCCUUCAUUUUCAUUCUUUGGCCCUCCGCCGCCGGACUGCGAGGCCAUCAACGGAAACAACCAUGCGGAGCUACCUACUACCAGCGAGCUUCCCGUGGAGAUCGACUCCAGAGAGCUUGCCCAGAUCCCGCGGCAGUUUCUCUUCGAGCCCAUCCCUGUUGGGCCAACGGCAGCUGGCUCUCCAGAUCCUGUAUCUGUCAGUCCUGUUGCUUCGUUGCCCGCAGUCGAGACCCAACCAAGCUCUAUCAAUCCCCAGGAUCUGCUACUUCCAGAGCUUGAGUCUAUGAACUGGGAAUCGAAUGAGGUUGCGAUGCCGUCUAUAUCUGCCGUUAUUGACAACUCUGGCAUCUCGGCCUCUUUCCCGUCUUUUUUGGACGUACAGGAAAGCAACGAAAUGCCGUAUUCCGAUGACGUUGCUGGCGGCUCACGGCCCCUCCUCCAGCUCCAUAUACAACAAAGCCACGAUGGCAUAUUGGGCCAACUGUCUUGUGGAGCACAGCCGCCGUCUCAGCGGGCGGUGCGUCCGUCUGCAGCCCCGGCGCCGCGCAGUAAGAAUUUGUCACCGAGCUCCUCGGUUCGGUCGACAACGAGCACAACAAGCACCACGAGCGCCUUGAGCGCCAUGAGCGACAUGAGCGCCGCAAGCUACUCGUCCGCCGCAACGACGGUGAGCCUCAUUAGUAAUGUAGGCUCUCUUGUCUCACCCAUCUCCGACUGCAGCUACGGCUCCAACCAGUGGCCGACUGACCUGGAGACCGGUCAAACGUCGCCAAUGUCCAACUUCAACGACUUGUUUUCCGACGACCUGUUUGCUGGUGCCGAAGAGACAAUUAGCACAGACGUCUGUGAAGAGUUGAGCCUCUUGACGGAUGACUCGUUUCUGCUCGACGUGGAUAUCGGGGCCGAGACGGAGUUGCCUAAAAGCUCUGGCUCAGCUCCUCUACUGUUCGACUUUGAAGCCCCAUUGCCAUCAGCAAGGCCACAAGCAGGACCAACUGAGCCCUGUAUCACGGCCACUUCUUCAACCAAUGUUGAGGCCAAUACGAGCACAGGAAUUUCCGAGAUCGAAGCAUUUGUGGCUACCGCAUGGUAUCUACUGCUGACGCACAUCACAACAUCGGCCACUAAGCUCCGAAGAAUGGGCAUGAGCAACAGGCUAGCCACCCUCCUGCGGCAGACGUCACCCGUAGAUAUUGCCAAAACCGGCAUGCAGACUUUGCGGACGGCCCUGAUCUCUGGAGACGAAAACACGACCCCCUUCGCCACCCUCUGCUUCCUUCAUGCCAUUUACGCUUUUUCGCUUAUCACGUACGGGCCAGAGGCAGCAUCACGUUCAGACGAGCUCUUUACCCAAGCGCUUGUAUAUUCUCGAAACUUUACCGGCCCAGAUCGCGACAGUUACCUGCAGAUUAUCACUGUGAUCUGGCAGCCUAGCAACACGUCGUUAGCCGUGCUGGCCCAACACAUCCAGUCGCCCUUAUUUGACCUGGGGAAAAACGCCUCUGCGCCUAGCAGUGGAUUGGCUAUUGACAACCCUGUUAUUGCCACUGCCAAGGCAUACCUGGAUGAUUUGGAGGCUUCUGUGAUCAUGGGUCCUACCUCUCCGUCGGAAGUUCAUACCUCAUCUCUGCUAGAGAAACACACGAAACACCUGGGUGCAGAGAACUCGGCAGACUUCAUUUCCUCUGCGAGCGCAGUUCUGAAAACGCUUAUCCGGGAAUUUCCCAGAGUUGACGGCAGGACGCGUGACUUCAAUGAGAUUGGCCGACGGGUGGCAACCGGUUCACUAAGAAGUGUCCGGAAGUUUGAAUUGGGGCUGUACCAGGCAGGAAAGGCUUCUCUUGGCUGCUCUGCCACAUUCUUUGACCUGUUUGUCCCUCGGCUUAGACGCCUUUGUGACCAUAUCUACGCCAUCCAUACGUCUGCGGGCAACCAGCGUCUGGCAUAUUACGAAGCAAGCACAUUACUGGUACUGACAAUUUUCGAAGAGAUGGACAAUGGCCUGGGGCGAAACGGCCUGCCAGCAGACGAACGCUUAUACGGAACGUUGUCCCCGAUUGCCAUGGCCAAGGUCGGCGACAAAACGCAACUGCUGCUCCCUUUCACAGGUCUCUCGGAAAAUAAUAUUUCCCUUCUCAGCACGACGCAGCCCUACACAGCGGCUGUAGCCGGAAGUCCGACACCGUCAACGAUGGAAGUGGAGUUUUCAGGAGCAGAAGAGGCACCGUCGGCAGAGACGCCUGCCGGCCAGAAAGUUGAAGUCGAAUCCGACGCUUGCUGUCAGAUAUGCAGCUAUCGACCCAAGGGUGAUCCGCAGUGGUUUCGCGGGUCCAUGAACAAGCACAUGAAGACGAAGCAUUCGGGGGAGGUGAUUUAUAAAUGUCCCUAUCCCAACUGCAACAGCCAGUAUCGCAAUCGGCUAGACAAUCUGCAACAGCACCAGAGGGAGAAGAACCAUUUUGUUGGUAGUGAGCAGGUAGUAAAGAAGGCCCGACGCCAGAGUCAGACGGAACAGACAGACAGCAUCAGCGAGCAGGGAUCGAGUGAUGGGACGGGCGCGACGAGACGGCCAAGCAAGAGGAAGAAGUUGUCAGACUGA
Grosmannia clavigera kw1407 is the source of this 3372-nucleotide messenger RNA. Its product is annotated as zinc finger protein. NCBI's taxonomy places the organism in Eukaryota, Fungi, Ascomycota, Sordariomycetes, Ophiostomatales, Ophiostomataceae. The record is from RefSeq and is a predicted model, not a curated record. Bases 1 to 3372 code for a protein of 1123 amino acids. The transcript has 4 exons.